Messenger RNA from Insectozyma verbasci, 1272 nucleotides. The record is from the annotation of a GenBank genome assembly. Lineage: Eukaryota; Fungi; Ascomycota; Pichiomycetes; Serinales; Debaryomycetaceae.
AUGAGUCCAGUUGAAACAAAACCAAAAUAUCCAAAGCGUAGAUUUGUAGGAAAGAAAUCAAAUAAUGAAGAUAAUAUAACUGAUAAAAAGGAUUCACUAGUCAAAAGAAAUAAUGGUUCAAAAUUUAUAAGUAGAGUUAUUAAUCAAAUACCUGAUGAUAUUUUAAAUGAUAAAGAUUUAGAUGAAGCUAUUAAAUUAUUACCAAGUAAUUACAAUUUUGAAAUACAUAAAACAAUAUGGAACAUAAGGAAAAAUAAUGCUAAAAGAGUUGCUUUACAAAUGCCAGAAGGUUUAUUAAUUUAUUCAUUAAUUAUAAGUGAUAUAAUUGAACAAUUUUGCCAAGUGGAAACUUUAGUAAUGGGUGAUGUAUCAUAUGGUGCUUGUUGUAUUGAUGAUUUUACUGCAAGGUCAUUAGAUUGUGAUUUUAUUGUACAUUAUGCUCAUUCAUGUUUGGUACCUAUAGAUGUAACAAAGAUUAAAAUUUUAUAUGUAUUUGUUACUAUAAAUAUUGAUGAAACACAUUUAAUCAAAAGUAUUAAGUUGAAUUUUGAUCAAGGUUCCCAAUUGGCUGUAUUUGGUACUAUACAAUUUAAUCCAACUAUACAUUCAAUUAAAUAUAAACUUGAAAAUGAUGAAGAAAAACCAAUAUAUUUGACUGCACCACAAACUAGACCAUUAUCUAAAGGUGAAGUGCUAGGUUGUACUAGUGCAAGAUUGGAUCCAAAUCAUAUAAGAGCAAUGAUAUAUAUUGGUGAUGGUAGAUUCCACCUUGAAAGUUCGAUGAUUCAUAAUCCAAGCGUACCCGCAUAUAGAUAUGAUCCAUAUUCUAGAAUUUUUACAAGAGAGUAUUAUGAUCAACAAGAAAUGACAAAAGUGAGAAAAGAUGCAAUAGAUCAAAGUAGGAAAGCUAGAAAGAUUGGUUUAAUACUUGGUGCUUUAGGUAGACAAGGUAAUCCAAUAACGUUAAAAAAAUUGGAAGAUUCAUUUCUGGAAAAAGGAGUUGAAGUUGUUAAAAUUAUACUAAGUGAGAUAUUUCCACAAAAAUUAUCAAUGUUUGAUGAUAUUGAUGUAUUUAUACAAGUUGCAUGUCCUAGAUUAUCAAUAGAUUGGGGUUAUGCAUUUAAUAAACCACUAUUGACACCUUAUGAAGCCAUGGUUUUAUUAGAAAAAGAUCAAAUGUGGAAUGAUAAUUAUUAUCCAAUGGAUUAUUAUUCAAAAGAUGGUUAUGGAAGAGGUCAGCAACCAGAUCAUACAGAUUUAGCAAAUUUAUAG